Messenger RNA from Oikopleura dioica, 1962 nucleotides. Lineage: Eukaryota; Metazoa; Chordata; Appendicularia; Copelata; Oikopleuridae. The record is from the annotation of a GenBank genome assembly.
AUGAAGAGGGUUUUGAUUGAGAGAUACACGCUGGUCAUUUGCAACCGACAAAAUGUUCAGUUCAGUCGUAGAACCUACAAUGGCGCGGUCGUCAUGUCCAUCGCCUGCGGCGUCAUCGGCGGCCUCUUCUUUUUCAUCGACUUUUUCGAGCUCAUCCCCGGCUGCCUCUGCUACCCGAGCUCGAAACUCCUCGUUGUCAUCAUGGUCCUCGUUCCCGUUUGUUACUUCCAAGUUUGCUACGCCAUCCGGCUUUCUGCGUACUUCAACAACUUCGACCAAGAAAGAAAGGAUUUUGAGGAAGAGUGCCGAAGAGGACAGGCGGAAGACAUCGAUAAAUACAACAUCGAUCUUGUCAGAAUUCCAAUGUCGGGCAAAUACUUUGCACUGCUCCCUAUUCUACCAGCGCUGCUUAUUCACGUGGUUCAAAUGCUGAAUGUCUUCCUCUGCCUCUCCCGGAUCCCUGACCUCGUCGCCGGAAGCAACAGUACUCUCACAGCCCCGCGGCAAUGUUUCACCAGCAAAUUUCCUUCCAUCGAUGGCUGCGCGCCCGAGGGCGAGUGGGGCUUCUUCCGAGUUAUGGAAAGCAAUUUGCUGAUUUACUUUUGCGUCGCGUCCGUUGUUCUUGAAUUUCUCAAUGUUGGACUUCUUUGCGGGACAAUCUGGUUGGCUUUUCAGCGAAUGGCGAUUACUGGUUUUCACGAGCGAGGAAUCGUCGUCAUUUCGCAUCUUUUUUCGCUGAUGGCGACGUCGACUUGUUGCAUUUUGCUGCAAUUUAUUCUCAUCUGGCUCUUCAUGAAUGGAUAUUUGACUGUUACGCUGCUUGUUUUCCAAGUAAUGUACAUCCCAACCUUCUUCCUUUUCUUCGUCGAACGAACAAGUCUGAAGCGAAUCGCGGAUGUGACAGUAAAAGGCUUCGUCCGCCGAAAAUUCGUAGAAAUGAAAGCUCCACAAGCAACUCACAGCGCUGCGUUUUACGGAUCCGUCCAUAAUCGUGGCAAAGUCAGGUUGCCGAAGAGAAUUGAGGAGUUUAUUCCACAAAAGAACAUUGACCUUUUUUAUGUGAAGAAAAUGAACAUUGAAAAUCAACAACUUUGUCGACUUUCUGACACUUCUUAUGGAAUUCGAAUCAUGUCCGGCAAUUUCGUCGGCCAGCCGGUUUUCUGGUCCCUAACUUGGAAUGACGAAGAGAGAGAUCGUAUCAAACGAGAUCCGGUGAAUCGAAUCAAGUUGACAAAAAGCAUGUUCCAGAGCGCCAAAGCUUCGCGAAACAUCAACCAUCGGGCAUAUCUCCAUGUCAAGUACAUUUUUAUGGACGACUACGAUAUUCCUGUUUAUGUCUAUGAAGGCGUCGUCCAACAAUCAGUUCUAAGCUACUUGGUGGACCCGAAAAAUAAAGUCACCUACCGAAUGGUUUUUGGAUUCGUCACUGAACUUGUUUCCGCGAUGAAGGUUCUCUCGGAUUACGGAAUUGUCAUGCGAGAAUUACGAUGCUUGACGCUUAUGCUGACUCCUGAUCUUCAGGUGAAAAUUGCGUAUAUCAAGAGUAUCCGCGAAUUCGAAUACAUUCACGAACGACUCGGUGAUGAAUUAAUCCGAGACUUUAUGUACUGGCUUGCUCCAGAAACGCUGAGAGCGAUGGAGUUCACUUCGAAUUCCGAUGUCUGGUCCUUCGCUUGCACUGUUUGGGAGAUGUUCACUCGAGGCCAGACUCCCUAUGGCUACUGUCGCUGCUGGAAUGACAUUUUGACAUCGAUCGACAGGGGUCAGGUUCCUCCAAGACCGGAAAGUAUGAGCAGACAAGUCUACAAAGCCUUAACCCACUGCUGGAAGAUCAACACAACUUACCGCGCCGAGUUCGGGCAACUCCAGAAGCUUUUAGUCACGUAUCUGAACGAAACAAUGCAGGACUUGAGCGAGGAGAUUCCGAUGAUGCUGGACGAUGAUAUUAUUCUGCAAAUAUAA